UUGAGCCACCAUUUUGAUGAAAAUACAGUGUAUCUGGACACACAUCGCCGUCGCGUCCACGGCUGUGCAUUUGCGUGGCCGGGGGCUUACAGGUAGACGGUGAGAUAAGUCUUUUAUUUCAGUCAACAAAGGCCGCCCUGAUGGGAGGUGAAAUGAGUUCAGUGGAAGAAGAAGCGGCGGCGCAGGUUUUGUGUCCUGUGUUUGUCGCUAGAUGGCGGAAGACGUCCAGUUUCCCUUCACGGGGGAUUAACGGGGUCGUGUAACGUGCUGCAGCCCCGGCUUGUGUGUUUUUUUUUCUCUUGCCCGUAAUAUAACAUCCAAGCACAAAAAAAAAACCAUGAGAUGGCAUUCAAAGGCAAAGCGGUCGACUCGAAGCAACAGCAGCAGCUGUCUGCACCUUCAGUGUACAUCCCUCCCACUGCAGUUUGGUAGCCUAUCACAUGUUAGACUGUGAACACAGCUCCAGACCGUGCUCUUCAACCUGCUGCUGUGCCUGCUCAUAUUUUACUCUCUCUUCUACAUGAUCGGGAGUGUGUGCUUUGGUGCCUUCAGGUUGGAUCACUUUGAUGGACUGAUUCCAUUUGACUUCAAGACUGAACCUGCUGAAUCCAACUCCAAAUACUUGGUGAACCUCCUGUCCUUGGAGCUCACCUACUUCUGCAGCGGCCUGUUGUUUGCUGCAGUGGUGCGGAGGCGGGUCUGGGACUACGCCUUCACUGUCACACUUCUGCAUGUAAUGAUCACCAGCCUAGUUAUGUUGGAGUUCCCCAUGGUGUGGCAGUGGUGGCUGGCUUUAGGAAGCGGCUUGUUUCUGAUGAUCUGCAAUGGUCAGCUGAUCGCUUACUUCACCUGCCAGAGUGAGCAGAGCUACGCCUCCUUCAGCAUGUACUGAUGGACAAGACUGACAGAAAGCGACCUCGUGUACAAACUGUUACCAUAAGCAGUCUUGUGAGGUGAGGUAGAAAGGAUUAGACCAGAUGUUCUCUUCCUGGAGACACCCAUUAGAUUCACCAUGAUGAUGGGCUUUUUCUGUUUGCCACUAAAAAAAGACAGCACCAUCACAGAAAGUCAGCGCUGGGUCCAAUUUGUGUCUAUGGGUUGCCAACAGACUGGCAUGUGAUUGUUUUUAUGUAAAUGCCACAGGGAGAUGUUCUUCUGCCUCUGUCACUAUGCAGGAUAUUAAGGCACCCUGUGAAGUAUUUUCAGUACCAUUGUAAGCUGUGAAUGUAAGAGCAGAGUGGGCAAGUUGCAAUACAUGUUUGUUGUUGUGUUAAAAAAAUAAAACUGUUUUAAGAUUGA
Acanthopagrus latus (yellowfin seabream) is the source of this 1299-nucleotide messenger RNA. RefSeq names its product transmembrane protein 244-like. Bases 521 to 892 code for a protein of 123 amino acids. The record is from RefSeq and is a predicted model, not a curated record. The transcript has 7 exons. Lineage: Eukaryota; Metazoa; Chordata; Actinopteri; Spariformes; Sparidae.